UACUGUGGACCGCGAGUACCCAGCUAGAGCAGCAGAUCUACGCAACGGGGCAGAUCAACGAUAAGCGCUUCUUCAAGCGGAUCAUGCUGCUGUUUAAGACGUACAGCGAACGGGCGAUCCGUAGCACGCCCGCCUUUUUGGUGAGCCGUACGCUCAUUAGCGCUCUAAGCAAUGUCGACAAGGGCGUGCACGUGGAUACGGCGGCACCGGCACCCGCCUCGCCCUCACCGCCUUCCUCAUCCGGCGGCGCCGCUCCUGUCGCUUCUUCUGCUGCUGAGGCGGCUGCUGCUGACAAGGAAAAGCAGCGGUUGCUGGAAGAGGGCGAGCUAAACGUAACAGACUUCAUCACCUCCGGAGAGGUCGUUGCUGGUGAGCAAGAAGCAGCUGAAGCACUGCAAGAAAACGAGAAGCUCAAACGCACGCUGCAGCAGGCGCUGUUUCCGGUACGGCACAUGACUCUGGAGCAAGUACGGGUGAUGCGGGAGCGGCAUUCGGGGCGGGAACUGCCCGGAUUCAGUCCGUACAGCGCUGUGGAGGAGCUGAUCAAGGAGUUCAAGGGCCAGUGGUCGGCUCAUGCCCGGGAGUGCCUGGAGGAGGUGGCGGAGGCGACCCAGGCGCAGGCGGGUGGGCUGGUGAUGCGAAUCUUUGAGCGCUUUCCCAAGGCGCAGCGGGCGGUCGGCAUGGCGCUAACCGACUUCAUCGAGGACCUAACUACCGA
Messenger RNA from Astrephomene gubernaculifera, 718 nucleotides. Lineage: Eukaryota; Viridiplantae; Chlorophyta; Chlorophyceae; Chlamydomonadales; Astrephomenaceae. The record is from the annotation of a GenBank genome assembly.